Molecule: messenger RNA, 2008 nt
Organism: Tachysurus vachellii
Lineage: Eukaryota; Metazoa; Chordata; Actinopteri; Siluriformes; Bagridae
Product: legumain-like
Exons: 14
Coding region: 121-1377 (418 amino acids)
Biological process (GO): vacuolar protein processing
Molecular function (GO): cysteine-type endopeptidase activity
Source: RefSeq, a predicted model, not a curated record
GUCUCACGAAACCCCUGAUAAUAAAUACCCCAGCGCACCUCUUCAGGACACUUCAGUUCUAACUAAGAGAGAGCUGAAACAGACGCAGGAGAGAAAGAACCAAGGAACUUUGUAGUUGAAAUGGCAGCAGGCAAAAGCAAACACUGGGUUCUCCUGGCAGCGGGUUCUACAGGUUGGACAAACUACAGGCAUCAGGCCGAUGUGUGUCACGCUUACCAAGUCAUGCACCAGAAUGGGAUUCCAGAUGAUCAGAUGGUGGUGAUGAUGUAUGACGACAUCGCUAAUCAUAUACGUAACCCUGAUAAGGGUAAAAUCAUUAAUGUACCAAAUGGACCUAAUGUUUACACUGGGGUUCCAACGGACUACACUAAAGCGGAUGUUACAGCUGACAACUUUCUUGCUGUACUGCGUGGAGAUUCAUCUGCUGUCAAGAAAACAGGAGCAAAAAAAGUCAUACAAAGUGGUAAAAAUGAUACUGUGUUCAUCUACCUAUCAGACCAUGGAGGUCUUGGUAUCUUCAAAUUUCCAAAUUCUACACUUUAUGCACAUGACCUCAUUAACACAGUGACAGAAAUGUCAAAGGCAGGCAAAUUUUCAAAGAUGGUGAUUUAUAUAGAAGCGUGUCGUUCUGGAUCAAUGCUGGAUCAGUUGAAGGACAACAAAGUUUAUGCAGUUGCAGCAUGCAGUCCUGUUGAAAAAAGCUAUGCUUGUUUCUAUGACAAAGGAUUAAACACUUUUCUUUCUGAUGUCUUCACUGCUUACUGGCUACAUCACACUGAGACUGUAAAACUUACCAUGACUUCAUUUGGAGAUCAGUUUUCCUACCUGAACGAAAAAGUCAGUGACUUUGCGAGACGUACUAAAAAGUCUCAGACGCCUUGUAACUACGGUAACAUGAACAUAUCUAAAAUAAUGUUGAGUGAAGUCCUUUGUAAAUCACCCACCCCUGUCACAAGAGCCGGACCAGUCCCACCUACUGACUUCACAGUGACUGACCUGAUAGACACCAUAGAGAUUCCACUGCUAAUAAAAAAAAACAGGAUUACAAAUGAAAAGGACGCUGAAAAAAAAAAGAUCCUGGAAAGACAAUAUGAUGAUCUUAUACGAAAGAGGAAGACUAUGGAUGAAGCACUGCAGAAGAUUGCAGAGCAACUGAAAGCCCCACAAACUCUGAGGGAAAAACGUGAGGUGACUCGUACGUACGAGCUCAAAGUCGUGGCUGAACAUUUUAAGAACAAUCUCUUCAGCUGGGAAAAGGAGCCGCAUGUUGUCACUCAUCUACAUCUCCAGGUUCUGGUGAAUCUGUGUGAGUCUGGGCUGAAUGUUGAGAGCAUCAACAAAGCCAUUACUCGUGUGAGCAAGGAGAUUUCUUUCUAAAGAAAACACAAGAAUUCAGUCAUCUGAUUUCAUUCUCUUUUUUCUUUCAAUAUCAUACUGAUGUCUUUCAGAUUUUUGAUUUUGGGGAACAAAGGAUCAUCCUGGUGUAUUUGUAAUGGAAAAUCAUGAGUCAGUUUUAAAUAAUUAUUAAAAAUUAAAAAUUAACAAUUUAUGAAAUUUAUUUGUUAAAUUUGUUGCAUAUUUAGCAACAACACAGUUAAAGUACAGUACAGAAUCAUGUGGCACAUUUUACCAUCUAGAAUUUAAGUCUAACAAUUUUCCAUCACUAUAUUAAUCUUAGGGUUUCUGACUAUGCAGAUUUGUAGGUUAGUAAAGUUUCAUCAUGUGUAAUAGUACUGACAGUGAGAGCUCAGUUUAAUCUUCAUUUGAUUUGUUUAUUAAAAUGAUUCUACAGCAGUGUGCUGCAGUAACACUCCUGACCACUGGGGGAUUCCCUUGUUUUUCUUCUUUAUUUGCUUGUGUUGAUUUUAAUUGUACCCAAAUCUAUAUGAUUGUGAUGAUUUACAUAUUAUAACUGUGUGACAUGUAAAUGUGUUGUUCUUUGAAUAUGAUCACUAAGAAGACGUCCUACUAUAUGUUUGAUCUAUCAUAAAGUGUACUGGUUCUUAAA